AUGGGUGGGCCGGAUGUGGAGGCCUUCGGCCCGCAGCACCAUGCAUUGCCCGCCCAUUUCUCUGCUUUCUCAGCGUCCAGGGAAAGAUCGAGCAACGAAUGCCUGAAUGCACUACUUCAUACCUUAUCAAAAUCGCUCCGUCUCAUCGUAAUGGUGAUGGACCCUCUUGGCGCCUUUUCCCUUGCGUGCAAUGUCCUGCAGAUUGUGGAGACCAGCCUCCGCGUCCUGGGCAAGACUGCCGAGUGCUACAAAAACGGGGCCCCAGACGAAGUCAGCACCAUCAUCAGCAAUCUGCACACAAUCGAAGACCUCAACCAUGAGCUCCGAGACCUUGUGCCUGGUCCAUCUGAGAAACAUCGAUUGUCUUCCGCUGAGCUUAGGCUGGUCGGAGCGAAUCAAGAAUGUUUGAAGCUGUCAGGUGAUUUCAUCCAGCUUCUUAAUGGCCUCAAGAUCACCAAGAAGUCCGUGUGGCAUAGCAUCGGUGUCAGCAUGAAAACGAUGUGGUAUCAAGAUAAGCUGGCAGGUCUUGAAAAGGCGAUCUCCGAGAGUCGAGCUAAUCUAAUCCUUGCCUUUUUGCUACUCAUGCAUGAACGUUCCUCGACCAUGCACGGCAGCAGCAUCAAGGCUACUAAUGAAGCUGAAUCUCGCAUCAUUGACACCUUCAAAAAGCAUACAAGCUCGCUGGAGGCAGGGCUUGGGAGGCUAACGUCUUGUCUAAACGAAUUGUCUCUUGACCACGAAGACAAAUCUGUGAACGAGUUUAGCUUAGUACAUCAGGCUCAGAUUACCCAGCUUUCGGAACAGCUUGCGCAGAUUCUGGAGCAAAAAAGAGCUGCAGAUCAAGCGAGCAAAUCAUUGGACGUCUCUGGAGUCAACGUAGUAGCGCAACACAGACUACUGCAAAGCUUGCAAUAUCCCCAGAUGCAGGAGAGAAAAGAGGAGAUAUCCAGUGCCUACGGAAACACAUAUGAGUGGCUGCUUUAUUCCGAGCCAAAGGAUCAUAGUGAAUGGUACAGCUUUGUUUCAUGGGCUAGAACGGUAAACAAUGCUGAAGGGGUUUACUGGAUUCAUGGGAAACCCGGUUCCGGAAAGUCAACCCUGGCUCGAUUCAUAUACGAGAGAUUGAAUGUUUACGAUCACCUGAAUCCGAACGACACUGCAAAAGUCAUGGACAGGAAUGCUGCGCUCUUUGCUGUUCCAGCUGCUUGA
Molecule: messenger RNA, 1209 nt
Organism: Diaporthe amygdali
Lineage: Eukaryota; Fungi; Ascomycota; Sordariomycetes; Diaporthales; Diaporthaceae
Exons: 4
Coding region: 1-1209 (402 amino acids)
Source: RefSeq, a predicted model, not a curated record